This is a messenger RNA of Vanessa atalanta (red admiral), 2900 nucleotides long. RefSeq names its product sodium- and chloride-dependent transporter XTRP3. The transcript has 14 exons. Gene Ontology annotation, cellular component: membrane. The record is from RefSeq and is a predicted model, not a curated record. Bases 656 to 2758 code for a protein of 700 amino acids. Lineage: Eukaryota; Metazoa; Arthropoda; Insecta; Lepidoptera; Nymphalidae. Gene Ontology annotation, biological process: sodium ion transmembrane transport.
GCACGCCCGACGCGAAUGUUCGCUCGCGUUUUGAAUUUCAUUUUCGGAAAAACUCCGGUUGAGAAAAAUAAGUCUUGUGUAUGGCCAGUGUUGUUUCAUAUCGUGAAUAUAUGAAAGAAGUGCACCGUUUGACAUCUCAAUCAUCUUAAAUAAUUCAAAAUGGACGUCGAAACGAACUAGUCACACUAAUAAGUUUAGUGUGCAGCCAUGUUCGCUUAGUCAUUUAGUUCAAUAAAAACUAACUCAUAUGCACAGAGAGGCAUCUUAUGUAUUUCGGGAUUCUCUGAAGUUAAGACAGAAACUUCUACAAAGGACGACGACGUACUUUAAAGUCGUCGAAUUCGUCAAAAAAGACGCGAUACGAUACUUCACCUACGAUUACGAAAUCCACCAAACUUAAUCUAAGAUAAUAUAUUAUGAACAUAUUCAUAGGUAACGACUAUCACUCGAAGAACCUUGUCAAAUUGAAAACGAUUUGAUUUAUGUACAAUUAUUUUAAUAAUAUAUUGACAAUAAAUAAAUAUUAUUAAGAUUAAUUUAUUACACUCUUAAGUUUAGAAAUCGUUAACGAACUCGUAGUCGUGAAAAAGCUUUAUUCGGGAUAGUAAAAAAAAAUAUCUGUCACUGUCACAAUCGAUUCCAUUUUUAAAUUGAAAUGGCGGCAAAGGCGGAACCAAUCGGGCCAAGAAAUGGUCAUGAAUUGGCUCCAUUAAACACGAGGGCAGAUGGCUCUGAAAGGCCUCAUGGAGUCACAAUAGUACUUCAAGGAUCGAGGAACUCCUUACAAAGAGAUGCUCCGGAGGAAGAUAGGGCUGCCUGGUCCGGGAAACUUCAGUUCUUUUUAUCCAUUAUCGGUUAUUCAGUAGGGUUGGGCAACAUUUGGCGGUUUCCGUAUCUGUGUCAACAAAAUGGCGGAGGAGCAUUUCUCAUCCCCUUCUUCAUCAUGUUAAUACUGGAAGGCAUCCCCCUGUUCCUGAUCGAGAUGGCGAUUGGUCAAAAAAUGCGCCUCGGCUCCCUUGGAGUCUGGAACACCAUACAUCCCUGGUUGGGGGGGAUCGGAAUAGCCAGCUGCGUUGUCACGCUGUUCGUUGCUUUGUAUUACAACGUCAUCAUCACUUGGGUAUUCUUCUAUCUCUUCAACAGUAUCCGGCUUAGCGCAGACCAGCUUCCUUGGGCACAUUGUCCUCAAGACAAUGGAACAGCUGAAGCUGAGUGUACUAAGGCCUCAGCCACUGUCUACUAUUGGUACAGGGAGGCCUUGGACGCGUCCCCGAGUAUUGAAGAGCCUGGUGCUCCUCGUUGGUGGAUUGUCCUUUAUCUGCUUCUGGCUUGGAUCAUCGUCUUCUUCAUUGUUAUGAAGGGUAUCCAGAGUAGUGGUAAGGUCGUAUACUUUACGUCUUUGUUUCCAUACGUCGUAUUGACUAUUUUCUUCGUCCGCGGCAUAACGCUACCAGGGUCAGCUGAUGGUAUCAUUCACAUGUAUAAGCCGAAGCUCCAUAAAUUGCUAGAUCCAACUGUAUGGCUUGAUGCGGCUACUCAAGUCUUUUAUUCAUUUGGUCUAGCUUUUGGAUCUCUCAUCGCCUUCGGUUCCUACAACACCCCUAACAACAAUUGCGUUAGGGACGUGUUGCUUGUGUCCGUCUGUAACGCUCUGACCGCAAUCUACGCUUCUGUUGUCAUCUUCAGCAUCCUCGGCUUCAAAGCUUACACGAUGGUCGAAAAGUGCAUUACCAAGGAAAUAAAGGUACUGGCUAUGCACCAUAUCGGUGGUUUUAUGUUGAAUUCGACGCAAGAAUACUAUGAGGAGCAGUAUCCGAAUCUCCCUAACAACGUCACUUCCGCACUGAACAUUACCGGAUGUGCCAUGAGCAAGCAACUGGAUGAGGCUGCAGAAGGCACAGGUCUUGCCUUUAUCGUAUUCACGCAAGCUAUUCUAAAAUUGACUCCAGCUCCAUUCUGGUCCAUCAUCUUCUUCCUUAUGUUGCUCUCCCUGGGUCUCGGCAGUCAGAUCGGUAUUAUGGAGGGCAUGCUCUGCACCAUAUUUGAUAUUGAUUUCUUCAAAAGAUUCAGCAAGCCCGUUAUUACUGGUUUCGUCUGUACCAUAUGCUUCUUCGUGGGCCUCAUCUUCACGACUGGCGCGGGCGAGUAUUGGCUGAAGAUGUUCGACUCGUUCGCUGGUACCAUCGGCCUCGUCGUGAUCGCUCUGCUCGAAAUGAUCGCCGUCAUCUACAUCUACGGACAUGAAAAAUUCUCUAAUGAUAUCUACGAAAUGACUGGCUAUCGUCCUGGACUGUACUGGCAGAUCACCUGGCGCUACGUUGGACCUUUCAUCGUUUCCUGCAUCCUGCUAUCUUCGCUUAUCUUUAUGCUGCUCAAUCCGCCGACUUAUGGAGCUUGGAAUGCUGCAGAGGGUCGAGUGGAAAAAACUCCAUACCCAUCAUGGGUUCUCGGCAUCGCAGUAGCCAUGAUUCUGGCAGGCGUCCUCCCUAUACCUGUGGUGCUUCUGCUGAGAAGAUUCCAAUGCCUCGCCCUGGAUGUCGACAUCCACCAGGGCUCUAUCAGAAGGAUCGAAACCACCGUUUCCACCAAAGAGAUGAUGAGCGAUCAGGACGUUAUAUCGCCGGAGAGCGCACCGCCAGCUCAGCUGCUGCCAGACGCGGCCGCCAAGUUCACCAUCGGCGACUUCGAUGGUGUGGACAGCAGUGACGAGAGACCGACCAGACUUCCCACCAGCAUCGUGCGACGUCCCAAGAAAUAAAUUCUUCAGAUUCAGAGCAAACUCCACGCACGACCGAUCGUUUCGAAGAUUCGAGCAGUAGUGACGAGGAAAUUCUAAAUGCAAAAUAUUCAACCGGAACUGGUAUACGGUUAGCCAUGAAACCGAUCAAUUAUAAUCCCAA